CAGCCUGACAGGAAUCAGGGAGAUAUCCAUGGGAACUGACAGAAUCUCACAGCUCUUACUUCAUUUUACUGCAUUACUGACCUUGGACUACAGCUUUAGAACUAACGAGGUUUCAAAUUAAAACAUUUGCUGAAAGGGAAUACACCUCUGACAACUUGUGUCAUCACUCAAAGGACAUGGACAUCCUGCAUAACAUUCCCUGAACUGGAUUAUGGUGUCCCUUGUCAGACUGUGAUCUCAAGAGGAUGAUGCAUUGAAGGCACAGCAUCACUGAGGACUAAAGAGAGACUCAUAAUACUGUCACCUGUGUUCUUCUUCAGACCACACUCCAGCUUCAGCCAGCCCCAGUGUCACAAAGUCUCCUUCACAGUUGCCCUCUCUCAAUAUCUCACUAGGACGCCCUGCUGCAGGAACUGGGAUCCAGAGGUCACAACCUUAGGGUCACAAGUCAGGGGUCAGGGUUGGGCUGAGUGAUAGCGCACAUUUCUCACAUUUCAGUAUGUUUUUCAUUGAUCCCCAUUGCAUUGUAUUAUAAUGCGCAAAUGGAUGCUGUCCUGGAACCUUCAAAAUCUGUUUUCGGGACUGUACCUGCAUGCCAUCUUCCUGUUUGGCAGUGUGUGUGUGGUCUACAGUGACUGCACUCCAGAGCAACUUGCCGCUGUCAUGAACUGCUCCAGACACGAGCGCCACACCAGGAACUAUGACUACAUGGAAGGAGGAGAUGUACGCAUUCGACAACUUUUCAGCCGGACACAAUGGUUCCUAACAAUUGAUGACUAUGGCAACAUCAGGGGAACUCAAGAUCCCACCAACUGCUAUGGUAUCCUGGAGAUCAGGACUGUGUCUGAGGGGGGCAUACUGGCUAUUAAAGGUGUGAAGAGUCAGUAUUAUAUCUGUAUGAACAAGGCUGGACAGCUGCAAGGCAAGAGGCUCUACAGUGAAAACUGCAACUUCAAGGAGGUUUUCCUAGAAAACUACUUCAAUGCUUACUCCUCUGCAAAGUGGACUAUAAAUGGCAAAGAAAUGUUCAUAGCCCUGUCUCAGAGGGGAAGGCCACUGCGAGGGAAGAAGACCAAGAGGGAGCAUAUACCAUCCCAUUUUAUCCCGAUGAAAUGCAGAGAGGAGGAGAGGAGGCUGGACUGAAAGAGCAGAGGACUAAGUCACAGACUGUGUAUGAUUUCAAUCACAUUAUAUGUUUCGAGACACAUAUAAACUCAUCACACUCCAGUUUCCUCAAGAUCUGUCAUUUUCAGAAGAGAAAACGACAAAUAUGAGGCAGGCACAUUAACUGUUCCAGACAUCCUCAAAUAAAAUACAGAAACAAUAAAAUCCUUAAAUGUCUGAAAUAACUUCAGCUGGUACACAAACUGUAAAACCACUAAAGUCUUCUCAGUGUUGUUGUUAUUUUGAGUUAAAUAUUAUAUUGCCUUAUAAAAGUGUUUUCUUUUUUUUUUUUCUUAAAAUGUAUUAGACACAGUCAGGACUGUAUCCUUUUCCAAAGAUGAUCUACACCCAGCCAGAAGACGAGACCUGUAGGGUCAAUAGAGAGGUCCAGAAUAGAGAUUUGGCUUAGAUGUGCUGAAGCAAGCUGGACUUGUCUUUUUUUAAUGGUACAAGUGCCGAGAGUGUCCCAAACAGAGGUAUAAUAAAUACAAUUACAUCAGCAUGUUCAGUGUGUACAGCGAUCUGUUUGUGACUGACCUGCUUUGAUCCAUGUGUCCUUCUGCAUUGAAGACCAAACUCUGGUCAAAUGCAUUGUAGCUGCUCACUGACUCCCUCUUUAUCGUCAAGGUGUGAUUUUGAAAUGCUAAAGUAUUCUGCUGCUGCUGAAACGAUAUUCACAUUAAAA
Messenger RNA from Monopterus albus (swamp eel), 1849 nucleotides. RefSeq names its product fibroblast growth factor 7 (gene fgf7). The record is from RefSeq and is a predicted model, not a curated record. Bases 535 to 1143 code for a protein of 202 amino acids. Gene Ontology annotation, molecular function: growth factor activity. NCBI's taxonomy places the organism in Eukaryota, Metazoa, Chordata, Actinopteri, Synbranchiformes, Synbranchidae. The transcript has 4 exons.